GCUACCUUGGUUAUCUUUCUAGCGCUUGCCUACAGUGAGGCGCACUCGGCGAGCCUGGCGCCGACAUGGCUCUGCGGAGUGUCUCACAUCGCAAAACUCCGGGCACUUCGUGGUUGCGCGAGGUGUCCCAUCGCGUUCGUGUCGUCGCUGCGGCGCAGUGACCUUAGAACCAUCAGCUGAGAGCGCCCAUCCCACCACGGGCGUCAACCGGACCCGACGAUGCCGUCGUACUGCAUCGACGUCGUGGACGAAACCAAUGUCGGGAUUGCGGUGGUGUUGACGACCGGUGACCACUCGCCGCCUGUCGCUCUCAGCAGCCGUCAGCGGCGGCUAUGAAAGGCACCGCUGGAACCCGCUGCUGCUGUAUAUACCGAGGACUAGGCUCGUGAGAAGCAAAUUAGGAAAAAAAAAACAAAUUGUCACGGGGCGUGUGUGCGUCACCUUACUGCCAAUACGAUGGUGUCCAUAAUCAAGAAUCAGAUUCUCAAGCACCUUUCCAAGUUCACCAAGAACCUGUCGCUGGACAAAAUCCAGCUGAGCACUCUUCGAGGCCACUGCGAGCUGCGCCACCUGGAGCUCGAUGAGCAGGUUCUCACCGAGCUGCUUGAACUGCCCACGUGGCUCUGCCUCACACGGGCUGUCUGCAACUAUCUCACUCUCAAGAUACAUUGGACAAAGUUAAAAUAUGUUCCUAUCCACUUGUGUUUGGACGAAGUGCUGGUUGAAGUGGAAACCUGUGAGCAACUCAGGCCACCUUCGAGCAGCAAGCCCAGCUAUAGCUCGGGAGGCCGCUAUGGCUUUUCAGAUCGUGUCGUCGACGGCAUGAAAGUGGUUGUCAACUCUGUAGUGGUGAACUUCCAGUCUGCUUCGUUUGUUGCUUCAUUUCAGCUGUCCCGGGUGGUGCUGGACAGUCGAACGCCUCGCUGGGACCCUGGGGACUUACGUCUCUGUCGAAUCAAGGGUCCCGACCAGCUGCUGCUUUUCCGACAACUCCAGUGGCAGAUGAUGCGACUGGAGGCACAUGCCCGAGGAGCAUAUGCAGGGGCACCACUGCGCCUCAUCACCAACGGGGCACGCUGCCGCAUUGUGCUCAAGAAGCGCCUCGCUGACUGCAGCCUGGUUUCCAGCCGCCUGGUCCUAAUCUUGGAUGAGCUUCUCUGGGCCUUGACUGACGCUCAGUUGGUGGCAGCCUUGCACCUGGGCCACUCUUUGGCCGCCCUGGUGAAGAAGGCGGCCGCCCAAGGGCGCCGUCACCGAGUGACCAGCUCGACCCUACCAACUCCCGACCACUUCUCGACUUCUGGCGCUCCCCCUGCUUCGUCUCAAAGGGGUGGCUCAGGAGGAACACCCAGGAGCCCCCUGGUGGAAUUCUUCAGGCAGCACGACGUGCUCGAGACGUCAUAUCAUAUGUUCUGCACUCGCAUCGAUCUCCAUCUUUGCGACGACAUGGAGCCCAAGGAGACUCGGUCUAGCUGGGGUCCCCUUCAAGGUGGUGCUGCUCUCCAGGUCCUGCUGGAGAAGCUCCUCAUCGACUACUACCCUUUCCACGGAGCAGCGAGCCCUCGCAGCCAGUGGCUCAAGUACAGCGAGCCCACAUCGGGGCGGCAGACCUGGGUGCAGCAUAUGCUGUCCCAGUGGGCUGAGGGUGGGCCAUCGUCUUCGUCCACACCGGGCAGCAACACACCAUCAUCACGUGACUGGCGCACGCUCAUGUCCAGCUGCCUGCUUGUGCGGCUCGAGGAGUUUUCCAUGCAGCAGGUAUGCAUGGCAGGGCGUAGCCAGCGUCGGCCGUUCCUGGCUUCGGAGGGUGCCACCGUGCUACUUCCAGGGGAAGCCCUGCAUCUCGAACUGACCCACUACUACGCGCGACCUUCGCCGGCCACGACACCCGUCACGGCCAAUGGCCACGUCAGGAGUCCGGGCUCCGGCAAAGGCAGCAUCGCGUCGUCGCUGGCCGGCAGCUCCGUGCCCGAGCCGCAUCUGUUCGCCUACCUGGGUCCCACUGCAUUACGGCUGGACCUUGCCACUGUGCUUUGGGGGCACGCUUUUCUGCACAGCGUCCACAAGUGCACGGCGCACCUGUCUUGUGCCAAUGGAGCGUCACCUCUGGCGGUGCGGGUUGAAAUGAUCCUGCCAAAGGUUGCAGUGCCCCAGUUUGAGCGUGAGCGCCCUCUGUGGCCUGAGGAGCACUCCUCAGGUGGCGGAGAAAGUCGCGAGUUGCAGCUCGGCUGCUCACGGGCGGUGGCCACCAACUGGCGUCCGGCCGACAGGGGUGCCUGCCUGGAGGCCCUGGGCAGGGGUCCCCUCUUCUUCGAAACCACCAGCUUUCCCUGGCGGCCCGAUGGAGGAGGGGCCAGCCCCGAUCCUCCGCCUGUGCACCCGUGCUUCCUGCAGGGACAGCAGCAACGCUCCAACGGAGACCCCGAAGUUGAGGCGUCCCUCUGGUCGGUGCAGCUGGAUCCCUGCUGGGCCGAAUUUGUUGAACGACCCGGGUCGAGACCACGUGCUUUUGUGGAGCCACUGCCCAUCAUGCUUUGGAUAGCGGCACCGGCAACGCUGGCGUCGCAUGUGCCGCUGCUGCUGCACGUGCCGGCGCCCCUGCGGCUGCAGCUGGGGCGGAGGGAGUGUGCUUUCUUGCUGCGGCUUGCACGCUCGGCUGCCGUGCUGCACGAGCAGGCAGCUGUCGACCGACUGGCUAUCCUCGGUCCAAGCGGCCGAGCACCUCCAUCAGUGAGUGUGACGGCUCUGUGGCCCCGUGUGGAGGUGACACUGCUGCUGCCACCAGCACCCACCAAUGCAGUUGGUGGUUCGGCCAGCGAUGCCUCGGAGCGGCCCUCGUCUUCAACCACCACUAGCGAAGCUGAUGAGGUUCCGCCGCAUGGUGCGGAUGACUCGCCAGACUCUCCACUGCGACAGUCACUGCCGACUUCUAUCGGCGUGCCUCUGCCAGUUCCCACAGGCGCAGGAGAGACGACCAAGGUGGCUCCCCCGUGGACCCUUCGCAAGGGAUUCGCUACUGUUGUGUCGGGAAUAGACGCAGUUCUUGCCAAAGGUGCAGCGGAUGGUGAAAUGGACUCUGUGGCAGAUGACGACACCGUCUCCCUGCGGAGCGACCUCUCGUCGGACUCUGACCAGCUGCUCCUUGCAACUGGGGCACUGGAUGAGGUCCUGGGUCGCGGUGGUGCCGCCGAAGUCGCGCAAGAUGCAGCCGAGCUUCUCGCCAUGGACCAUCACGGAGGCGGUGCACAGGCCACUACCAUGCUGGAAAGUGCCGAGUGGCACAACGGGCGUCGUGUUGGGAGUGGCUCUGGCCGUCCCUGCGUGGCGGUGCGCCUGCACGACCUGCAACUCGUGGGCUGGGCAGGCCCCAAAGGUGCAACGCUACUGCUCCAGAGUCAGCACCUAGCUCUCGAAGAAAGGCACACUGCCGCAGCUGCCACGGCUGCAGGUGGGCUUUGUGGAGAGACAGAAGAUGAGCGCUGCCUGUUCAGUGUGCGAUGGGAGAGUCCGGCCCCCGGUGGCUGUGCUAAUGAUAGGGCUGCCAGUUGUGGCCUUCGUGCACUCGUGCGAGGCCUGUGUCUGAGGUUGAGUGCCGAGGCUCUGGCAGGCCUCGCCCAGUUGGCGCAGGUGGAGCCUCCGCCACAGCAGGCAAUACCAGUGCGCCUCCUGGUUCACGGACUCAGCGUCACCCUGCUGGAUGAUCCAUCGUCAUCUGGUUCAGUCAGUGAAGAGAACGGUGGCCUGUUGCUCAAAGUGCCCCAGUGCCUCGUGGACAGGACACCCUCGGGCGCUGUCUACAUCCUGCCCACCGGAUGCGGGUCUCUGAUUGAGGCAGUGCAGCAGCUCCUGUGGAGGAAAGAAGAGCUCAGGCCGCAGCCAGAGCCAGUGUCAGUGGCACACCAACCUGACCUCAGCGGACUCGUGGAAGAGAACGAGCGGCUUCGCCAACGGCUUUCACAACUCUAUGCUCUCCAAAGGGACAACCGCCUUCUGCGCGAGCAGGUAACUGAGCUAGAGAACAAUAGUGCGGGUGAGCGGCGACAGAUCGAGGAACAGCGUGCAGAGUUGGACCGGCUGGAAGGAGAGAAGCACUCGCUGCUGGCCACCCUGCAGUUGCUCCAAGAAGAGCUCAGCCACCUGGAGCGGACCUCCUCGUCGGGCUGCGACCCUUUCUGCGGAGCCAGCAACUCCUAGACACUCCAUGCUGCCUUGCCUACUGUGCGUAGCUGCCGCUAAGAGGAAUGAUGUAGAGCCACUGCUCCACCAAAGUAUACAUAGUCGUGCUGCAUGGCAGUCAUUGUUAGCCUGCUGCGUUGAAGCCUCGACUACGUCCACAUUUAGCACCCUUUGUGCCUGUUUUCGAUAAGUUGCGAGACCACCACCUCUGUUCACCGCACCUUGGAGUUGACAAAAUCCUGGCCUGUCUGUUUCCGGAAGCAUCAGCGCUCGAUACCAUGGCAGUACACCACUUCUGGCUCGCCGAUGUCACUUUGGCAACAUAACAAAACUGCGUCCACCCGCUCAGUUCCAAAAAGAUGUGUGGCACUGGAAAGUAGUUUCCCUCGCAAUUUCAUCCCCAUUGGAUGACGGCAUUCGGCUUACUGCACCGUCGUGUAGUGUACUUCAUAUAGAGUGCUGCAUUUGUUGAAUCUCAUGGAUUUCAAGAACGUCUUGGCAAGCGCCGAGGUGUUUGAAGUAAUGUGGCCUUUGUAAGGCAAAAUACAACAGAGAUUGAAAGCAAGGAAAUGGACACACUACUGUAUUCUAAUAUUAGCAGAGCUCAUGGCCGUCAGUUGACUUGCAGUGGACUCAUUGUUUCAGUGCAUUUUGAGGUAAGGCGGCAAUGUUGCUCUUCGCCUGAACUAAGGAAAAGUAGCGCCUACAUAAGGAAGUGCCCAUUCUGAUAAUGGGGGUGCGCUGCUUUUUCUAAUGUUUGUUGGAAGGACUGCUAGUACACGUGUUUACUGCUGCACAUGUUUCGUUUUGUCGAAAUUCACUCUGUUAGCUGGGGUCCUUGUUGUUUGUUGUCAAGAGUGAAAUUAAAGACAAUGCUAGCUGUACAUAGAUGUUUUUUUUUGCAACCUCCUGUACUAAUGGAUGAAUCUUUAGUUACCCCAUGUGUGAAUAGGGUUGUGCGGCUCUGAUCUCGGCAGCACAUUGGAACUUAUAGGGAGCUUCUGGAAAUUCUUAAGGGUUGCUUACCACAGUGCAGCCUUUGUGAAUUAACAAUGCACGACCCUUAUGUUAGGGCUUAGUUGCACACUACUUGCUGUCUGCCUUGGCCACUGGUGUCGCCUGUAUCUUCUCGAACAGUCACAAGGGGCCCACACUAUCCUUGAAUGCACAUCGAAGAAUGAAAUUGCUUUUGAAUUCGAACUCGCUGGAUGAUCUCGGAUACUUGUGUUUCUGUUUCUUAAGGCAAUAUGGUAAGCGACUUAAGUUGCAAAAUGUCUGCAUGUUACAUAAGCUCCGUGUGAGCUGAGAGUGUGUAGAAAAGCUGCUUUAGUUUGAUGGCCCUUAGCUAGUGCUGCUAUAUAGUAAUGAUGAACCGCAUUUCUCUGUCAUCUAGGAUUUCCGCUAGCUCCUAAUAGUGAUCUUGUGCCUGCCAAUAACGAAAAUGCUGUCCCACCAGCACAUUCAUCAGUUGACCGAUACUGUCUGCCUUAUACAAGGCACAAAGCAUUGUUUUUGGAAAGUCAUGGCCAUGAGUCUAUUUUUUACUUCUACCUGCCAACAGUGUCUUCUAUAGUCAUCACUUUAGGCACGUUAGCAUGUUUUGUUCUCCGUGAUGUGUAAUAAUUGUUAUGCAAAUGUAAACAGAGGCAUGCAAUAAUAGUGAAUGUUCCUGCAAAAAAAAAAAAAAAAAAACUAAUGCAACUAACAUGCUAAGAAGUUUUCACUACUGUAAGCUUUCCAUGUGCUGCACCCCAAUUCUUUCUCUCUGGUGCUGUGCUUGGUGGACAUUACAUAUUGGUGCAAAUAAUCAAUUGCGAAAGGGUGCACUGAAUGACUUUUGUGCAGCUUGGCAAGAAGCAACUGAUAAAAGGACUUGAAAUUUGGACAUGUGUUAACUUUUGCUUGUAAUCUGUAAUAGUGGGACAUCACACUUAGUAUCCAAUACUGUUCCAGAAGUCUGUACCAAAGAACUUCUAUACUGAUAAGCUAUAUAAAAUAAAUGCAGCUAUAACAAAGUAUUGCUUAUAAUGAAGUAAGCAGAGAAUAGUUGUGUCACUAGUGUUUCAGUUAUGCGCUUGGAAUGAAUUUGUGGAUAUAGCAAACCUUUUGAUUUGUCAUAUCUGACUCUGCUAUGAUUAAAUGUCACUGACAUUAUUUGCAUUUCGGUUAGUGCAGCUUGCAAGCACACAAAAUAUGGUUUGUUACAGGCUUGCCUCAUUUUUUGUGAUCCCUGCCUAGUGUUUGGCAUCGAAGGUACCAGAACUUCUCUCUGUUUGGGAAGUUCAUUUCUGCAGUGAAACAAAAAAAAAAGGCUGUGGUACUAGUAGGAACAGUAACUUUGCGGGAGCACUUAGUCAAAAGCCAAUGAUUGAUUCUGUCACACCAUAAUGUGUUGCUGUGAUUGAAGAGUCAAAGUGAUUUGCAUGCUCAGUCUCUCUGCAGCAAAAGAUCAAAUCAAUGUAUACCAGUGCUCAUAAAACCACCAGUUAUAUGUGAUAUAGCAGUGUGAAAACUUCACAUUUAGACAGCAGUGUUGGUGUUGUGAAUGGCAACAAAUUUCCGGAUGCAUCUUAGCCUUGCCUCAACCGUAGUAGCAGCUGUAGUACAUUUCUAGGGAUUUUCGAACUCAAAUUAGAGCCUGGACACGGUCGUUGAAAGAAGUUUUGCUGGAGGCCUUGAAAAGAGUGUCAUGUUUCAUGUUGAUGCUAUCUUUAUUACAGGUCAGCCCUUUCUAAAGUUUUGGUGGUGGGAAUUAAAAACUGGCUUUGCCCUUGAUGUUAUUCUUCAUAAAUACAUCCCCCAGCCCUUAUGACUGUAGAUGGUAUUCUGGUGAUUGGUGCCCACUUGUCUUUUAACGUUAUUAAGAAGUUUUGAAGAGAGUUGAUGUAGAAAAGUGUUGUAGUGAGCAAGUGACUGAAGAAUAGGGCCAAUAAGGACAUAUGCUACUGGUCUAUAAGCAAAAUAUAAGCCAUAAGCAGGCCAUCUUUCUCUAGUACGACAGUAACAUUGAACGAGAUUGCCGGUUCGGCUGCUUAGAAGUUCAUAGUUUAAAAAGGAAGCCUUCUUAGUUUGAAGAAGUUAAAAGAAAUGAUUGGUGUAGCACUGAGUGAACAGUUACCUUUAUGCAGACUAAAAAAAAGGUUCUUUUUCUUGGUCUUGAAGAUACUAUAAAAGCAAUUUCUCUUGUGUUACGUUUCGCUGUUGGUCGCAUGAUAAUCCAACUGACUUAUAAGAGUGCUCAUGUGCCACAAAAAUGCCAUUGUCAUUACUGGUAAUAGUUAUAAACUUGUUUCAUGAAAAAAAUGCAAAAUGAUGGGAUGGCAGGCUGUUGUCACAAACAUAAUAAUAUUAGAUGAGAUAUGCCAACGCACAGCUACAGAUAUUUUGGACAAGCUCGAAAAAUUAGAUGCUCUCAUGGCACCACCACGAGCCCCGGGGCGUCUGUGUCUAAGAACCUUUCAAAUGUCAGAUGAUGAAACACUUCAAAGUUUUGUUUUUUGAACUUCUGGCCAAAAUUGCAUACCUGAGACUAUAGUAACUGAAUCGACUAAUUUUUCAGGCUCAAAGCAGCGCUGUCUUUUGUCAAUUCAUUUGCAGCUAUUGUGGAUUCCGGAAGUGAACUUUGCAGCAACGCCUUUUUUUUUGUGGUGAAGCUUAUUUUAAAUUCAAAGUAGGCUACUUUUAUGGCACGUAAUGCCUCUUCUUCUCAGCACUGUGUAGCCCAUAAGAGACGUGGAAAUGCCAUCGAAGAGGUGCGCAUGGCUAGCAACAUCAAGAGGAAUACAUCAAAGGUCAUAUUGUAUGAGUGCACGGUGGCCUUUGGUGCAGUGGGCAGAGGUGCAGUGGCGCGUUCUUCUCACUUUCUUUUUUCUUUUCAAGGAUUUUGAAUUUCAUUACCAUUUGGUACAGAUACCAAGCAGUCUUAAUUUAUUGUUAUAAUAGACAGUGCAACAUAGGGGCUUUUUUUGUGAGCAGGUUACUUCACCAUGGAAAAUGCACAAAAGUUGAUGAUGCAACAUCUUCUCAUUGUUGCAACCAAUAUAUUGCUGAAACCAGUAUAUUUAUACCAGUACAGUUCACCUGUAACUCUUUUAGCACAGCUUGUAGGACCACUCGAAAUUGUGCGUACAUUACAGGUUUCUUAAGCGAAGCAUUCGGUAUCACUUGCAUCUGAAAGGACUUAUUGUUUUACUCGGUUCAAGAAUAAAACGUGUGCUUCUUUCAGAUGGAAGAAGGCAGCAUGAAAUAUGAGCUAGCCACUGCUUGAUUUUGGCAAAAUAUGAGCAAGUAAAUGAGGCCAAAACAUGAGCCCAUCAUUCACAGUCUCUUAAGUCUUUCUCUAUAGUGUGUUGAUUAUUCAUUUUCUGAAGCAGGUAAAAACUUAGUGUGUUUUAAAUGUACAUGAGGGAUACUGGUGCGUCCCAAGUGAAUUCUUUUCAUUCAGUAGCACCAUAAGGUAUUAAGAAAAUCAAGACAUGAUCAAAAAGAAAAAGUGGGCCAACAGCCAUGUAGAACAUGGUAUUCUCUCUCUUAAAUCCUCCUUGACGUUACUGAUUGCUUUAACAGGUUUGCCAUAAACUGCGACACUCAUACACGCAGGAAAGAAACCUGGGCGCUCUGACCUACUUGCCAGACACCAAAUACUUUCAUCUGCAUAGUUGCUGUAGUUUUAUUUUACCUGGUACUGUGCAAGUCGUGCUGUUCACCGGAAAUUUCUGCUCCCUUGCUAGUAUGUGGUAUGGGUGAAUGGAUUAGCAUGAUGUUACUCCAUUCUUAGUGAAACUUGCUGUGUGUAUAUCUGCUGUUCGCAAUGCUAUACCAUGUCAUCUAACUGCGCCAAACUUCUGUCGCCUUAUCCGUGUGUGUGUGAAGAUUGCAGCAGUAAGUGUAGAAUGUGUACAACACCGAAUGUCUGCUUAAGUAUUCAUGAAAGCUUGUGGCUGUGUAGCUUCGGAGGAAAGAAAAGCCGCACUGUCAGUGUGUUUACUGCACUGGCAGUUUUGUAAAAGCUGGGUGUUUUUUGUGCAUAUGCUUGGUUUCCUUCAACAAAGAUUUUUAGCCAGCACAGAUUUACACAUGCCUUUGAGAAGACCAUGGAUUGAUGUUAUAAUUGCAGAGGUGUUUCUUUGAUAUAGUUAGCACAAAGUCACACUUUGUUUUGAAAAAGCUACCCUAUUCGUCCUCGAUGUUGUUUGGGAUUUGCAAAUCUGAGUUCAUUAGAGGUAAGCACAAUGCUCUAUUCUCGAUAACAGCUGUCAUGUCCACUGGCAGACUAUCAUCGGAAUUCGGAGUUUGUUUAAAACCGUGCUCUCCUGGUGAGGCAAGGGAGGGUUAUUUGUCAUCAAGGCGAAGCACUUUGAAACUGUUUUUGAAACCCGCAUAGCUCUUCUGAAUCGGCUAAUAAUAAAAAGCAGAAAGAACAGAUCAUUUGCUCUGAAACGAAAGAAAAGAAAAAUUAAAAUAUGUCAGAAUAAACCCUCGGUUUUUCACGUCUCAGUGGUCCCAGUUUUAAAUGCUGUCUGCACCUGCAGUUACUAUCCUGUUUAUUCCUAAGCUCCUGGAUUGGUGCAUGGUCUAUAGAGAAUUACCAUUUCUUCAUUUAUAUCCUGUACCUAGAACCAUAUGCAUUAUGUUCCUCAAAGCAGUUUGAGCUGCCUCAUGUGCAAAAAAGGUUCCAGACUUUUCACAUUUUAAGUCAGUUGGUGCUCGUGGCAGCAUUUAUUUUUUGUCAGAAUCUCGGCUAUGAAAACUACUAGAGAUAUCAGUAGGAGGAGAGCUGAGAAAUAUAUAGGCGUAGAAAAAAAAUUUGAAGAAGUUUCAAUUGUAGCAUAGUUGAGUGGGAGCUUGGUAAGUAAAGCUACUUUUUAAGAUGAAAAGCUUUGUUUCUUGGGCAGCUCUUUCAACUGAUGUACUGUGCUGUAAGAAAAAUUGUGUUAUUAUUUGUUAUCAAACUACAUAACUAAGCUGAGAGCCUAUGAAUAUGACUACGAGCUGAUACUUCGCUUGCUGCACUGCUUUGGUGUGCUGAGUUAGCAUUUAAUGCGAAGCAGAUGUGACUGCCAAAAUAAUGCCUUCUCAUCUUUUGUCUCUUCAUUAAAAUUUAUACCUCUAAGUUCUCUAUUGCAGCAUUAUACAACGAAUAAUACUCUUCGUUGCAACCUGUUCAUAAAUAUUGGAUGUGCUGCUCACAUCAUCCUCAAUGUCUUCAUUGCCUCUGCUUUUAUUUCUCUAGUUUCCUGUACUGGAUAUAUAUUUUCUUCAGAAAAUGCCCAACGCGUGGACAUCAACUUAUUUUAAAGAAUGAUAACGGAGCAGUUGUCCAAGCCUUCUCUGUAAAAUAUACACUACAUAAGCAAAAAAAAUGGUCAGAAAUAUUUUAUUGCUCAAUGUCUUAAACAAUGCUUCUCUUAAGACCAUUAAACAGGGUAUCCCUCAAAUCUGAACAAAACAGAAUACAAGCAGAAUAAAGGAGACAAGCUUGAAUAUCCACUUUCAUUGUCCCACUUUGAUUGCUUUGCAAGCACUGGUACAAACGACCUAGCUUAACGAUGAAGCUGCACCCUUCGCUGUGGAACUGUUCUUCAGUGCAUCCAAAGAUUCAAUGCUAAGUACAUGAUCAAAGCAAAGCUUAUACGAGUUUAUGUAGAAGUUUGCUUUUGACAUUUUGAAAUAAUACCUUCAUGAAAGAACAAGAAAAUGCCAAGACAAACCUCGGUUGCAUUAAACUGUUUUCCUAUGCCUCAAAGUUAUUUUUGGGCCAGAUUUUUUUCAUUGACUCAGACUCAUACAUUGGGCCAACUACACUUGGCAUUCGUACGAGCAGUGAACAGCCAAAAGUUUCAGUGAUAGCACUGUUGUUAAGUUGCAGAACGUUUAGAAACCCUCCUUCCCUUCGUGUGAAUAACUGUUGGGCAGAGCAUGCUAGCGAAUGCUGCCUUGAAAUCUUUGUUGGCUUAGUUCCUCAUGUUUCCUUGUGUAUUUAGCUGCUUCCCAUUUUUUUUUCAUUGUCGUAUAUUUUUUAUGCUUGUAUAUAGUUACAGUUUGGCAACCUGCUCACUGUUUUAUGGCAACACAUUUUAUGGUUUUUUGUUUGUGAAGCUUUUUUUUGCUAAAAAAAAAUCUUGUGCAAUGUGUAUUGUGCACCACUGUGUGUGCGGCAGGCAUUUCUCGUUUGGAUUUGGUGUGCGUGUGUGCAUAUUUGUGUGCUUGCAUGUCAUCACAGGUACAAGCACUUCAUGUGCAGUGGCAACAAAUCGCUAAUUUACUUGCUCCCUAGGAGUGGGGCAGUGUGUGAACUUAGAUAGGUCUCAGUUUUUAUUAGAGUGUGGCCUUAGCUCAAACCCAAGUGUAAACAGUUACUAGAGCACUGCAUUGAGAGGUUGUACUCUUUCCAGCAAUAUGUGUAUGUAUGUAUUAUAGGUUGUGAAACUUCUACGAAGAAGCUGUUUCUUUGUGUGCUUAAACGAAGAAAGAUCUACCACUCUGCCUCUCUCUUGUCUUUUUGGUGUUGAAGACUGCAUGUUUUGUGAAAAAUGCAACACCUCCUGUAUUUUGGUUGUGUACUGCUUGGUGAUCGGGUGACGUGGGUGAGCUGUAAAGCACGUAUUGUGCAAGCCCGUUCGGUCGUUAGACAAGCAGGGCACUCAUCAACAUGUGAUUUGUUGCUGUGGAGCAAAAAUUGUGGACAUAACAUGGCAUCACUGGCUGUGUAAGUGCAGAACAUAAAAUGUACCUCAAGGAACUGCAGAUAAAAUGACACAAAGGAAAAAAUUAGUAGGUAGAGAAACACCUGGUAAGAUUAAACAAGAACGGUGGCUGGUUUUCUUGGUGAAAUCACUACAGCGAUUGUUACUGUUCUUUGUCCCCAGGUGUUAUUUUGCAUGCUGUGCACUUAACUUCUGGAGUAUUUGGGACAUGUGACAGAGAGAGAGGAGUUUUACUAGCAAAGUUUUAUUGUUCUCUGACUACUUCGUAACGAGACUGCUACACUGGACUAAAUGAAAACGUGAGAAGGCUACGAUGCACAUUAGUUGUUGAAUAUAAGUGUGACAUCACUGGCGUUUCUUUUUAGCAAUUUUAAACAUUUUUUUGAAAAGUAAGUGAACCAAAUGUUUCCCAAGCAAGCUUAUUUCUGUGCACUCGUGCCUGUUUAUUUUACAGGAGUUGUGUUAUACACUGUGAUGUCUGUGGAAGUUUCGUUGUCAAGCUGCUGGAAAAUGUGGGUGCAUUGAAGAAGUGGCAUUAACUAUUUAUUGAUAAUAUCACUUGUGGAGUGCAUAUGUGAUUGCCAACUAAAUUGAGUCUUCCACUGUGGAGAGGCAGCUUUGGCAAUUAAUUUGUACAACCUUUCAUAGGUUUGUUUCAUACAUAUGGCUUUCAAUUCUCACCUACUGCAGUGAGCCAGUCGUCUCGGUGGUAUUUGAAUUCUCUACCAAUGUCAGCAUUUAGUGUGAAACUAUAUUUGUUGGCGGCGCCAGAACUCCGAGACAUCGCUUUCUCAGUGCUUAACACUUCUCUGAACAGAUGAUGUGAGAGUGGCAGGUUCUUGUUUUGUUCUACUUAAGCAUCGUGGCGAAAUGUAAAUCUGGGUGACGCAGCAGUUUUGCAUUGGGACAGAAUGAAGAUGUUCACCAAUGCUGGCUGGACGCAAGCAAGACGUUCUGUGAUUGCAAUAAAAAGUGACAAAAAUACA
Molecule: messenger RNA, 12868 nt
Organism: Rhipicephalus microplus (southern cattle tick)
Lineage: Eukaryota; Metazoa; Arthropoda; Arachnida; Ixodida; Ixodidae
Product: bridge-like lipid transfer protein family member 3A
Source: RefSeq, a predicted model, not a curated record